Molecule: messenger RNA, 330 nt
Organism: Gastrolobium bilobum
Lineage: Eukaryota; Viridiplantae; Streptophyta; Magnoliopsida; Fabales; Fabaceae
Product: putative WUSCHEL-related homeobox 10
Exons: 2
Molecular function (GO): DNA-binding transcription factor activity
Source: RefSeq, a predicted model, not a curated record
AUGUCGAACGGCAUGGGAUUUCAGGAGCAGCAUUCGAACCACAACGCGAACAACGCAGCAACGAUGAUGCGCGGGAAUGUCUCCAUGACCCAAAAACAAAUCGAGACUCUGAGGAUACAAAUUGCUGCUUACGAAACCCUCUCUGAACAACUCGCUGAGAAGUACAGCGCACACCGUGCCGCUCGCCAAGCUCCUCCUCAAGUGAUGUCAGAGGUGGUUAAGCCGGUAAAUAUGUAUGGAGGAGACACAUCAAAGGGAAUAUUUAACAUGAAGCCGAGGUGGACUCCAACAACUGAGCAGCUUCAGAUCAUGGAGAAAAUAUUUAAGCAG